This is a messenger RNA of Nymphalis io (European peacock), 375 nucleotides long. RefSeq lists its product as uncharacterized. Lineage: Eukaryota; Metazoa; Arthropoda; Insecta; Lepidoptera; Nymphalidae. The transcript is spliced from 2 exons. Gene Ontology annotation, molecular function: catalytic activity. The coding region runs from base 1 to 375 and encodes 124 amino acids. The record is from RefSeq and is a predicted model, not a curated record.
AUGGGUCCUUCCCUCUCACUCAUUGAGAGGGGCUCGGGCUACGUAGUGUCGGGAUGGGGAGAGUACUUAGUAGUAGGAAAGUCCUCCGACCGCGGCUUGGCGGAGUUCGAGAGCUACCUCGGUUCUGCCAGAGCUGCGGUGUCCAGGCAGUCGCCGAAAUCGAUAGUGGUUCUCGGUGACUUCAACGCGAAAUCACGUGCCUGGGGAAACCCGCGAGGGAAGGCUGUCCAGGUGUGGGCCCUACUCUCCAGCCUGUUCCUACUUAACAAAGGGCAGGUGCACACCUGCUUGAGGCAGCAGGGAGGGUCCGUGGUGGACUUAUCGUUCGCUACGCCUGUCACGGCGCGCAGAGGAAUGGAGCAGGACAGGUCGUGA